Molecule: messenger RNA, 738 nt
Organism: Bacidia gigantensis
Lineage: Eukaryota; Fungi; Ascomycota; Lecanoromycetes; Lecanorales; Ramalinaceae
Exons: 2
Coding region: 1-738 (245 amino acids)
Source: RefSeq, a predicted model, not a curated record
AUGGACACUCUGGCUCAACUUUCUAAUGACGAACUCGUCGCCCUCAUCACGCAGCAGGCGGAGCUCAUUGGCUUUCUUCAGCAGCAAGUGGCGGCGUUGCAGAAAGAAAUCGAAAUGCUCAAAGGCGGCGGCAAGGGAACGCCGCUGUCCAAGCCCCCAUCGCCCGAUGGGGUCAAGCCCAACACCGCGCCCGCCCAAACCGCCGAGGCCCAAGCGCGCAAGAAACGCCCCAACGCCUUCACGCGCCCCCGCCAGAGGCCUACCGAAGAAAUCGUUCACACCUGCUCCCACUGCCCCGACUGCGGACGAACCCUUGCCGGCGGCAGCGAGUACAGCCGCCGCCAGAUCAUCGAACUGCCGCAAAUCACCGUGCGGGUCAUUGACCACAUUGUGCACGCCCGCUACUGCGGCGUGUGUCAGAAACGCUGCGUUCCUGCGCCCGACCUUUCCGAAAUCGCCGUCGGUCAAAGCCGCUUCGGACAGCAGGUUCACGCCCUUGUGGCGUACUUGCGGCAGGUCGGACGCCUGCCCGUUCGCACGAUUGCCUCCCUGCUUUCGGCGCUGUGCCAUCUUAACGUCAGCGCGGGCGAAGUCGGCGAAAUGCUGGCGCGGGUGGCGCAGCAGGGAAAAACGCCUUAUGCCGCCUUGCAAAAGCAACUGCAAGACAGCGCUUACGUUCACGGCGACGAGACGGGCUGGCGCGAAAUAUUUUUUUCUGUUUUAAGUAUUAGGGAUUAA